Messenger RNA from Chaetomium fimeti, 2180 nucleotides. RefSeq lists its product as uncharacterized. Bases 168 to 1820 code for a protein of 550 amino acids. The record is from RefSeq and is a predicted model, not a curated record. Lineage: Eukaryota; Fungi; Ascomycota; Sordariomycetes; Sordariales; Chaetomiaceae. The transcript is spliced from 6 exons.
UGACACGCCACUUUACACCUUCCCGAUCCCUACCUUCCCACAAAACCACGACCCCUCUCGACGUUCCUUUGCCAGCAUUGACAAAGACAGUGCAACAGAAAACACCAAAUCCUCUCUCAUAAAAUACACGCAUCAAAAGUUAAUCGAGCGAGCAAACAAACCUUACCAUGAGGAUUGCUAAAACACUCCUCUCGUUGGCUCUGGUGGCCAACGCAGCUGUUGCCAGCUCGUGGUUUUCCAAUGCCGCAUACAACAAGUGGCAUGAGACGGAGCUAGAGCGGUGGCUUUCCGACCAUGACGUCCCCUACCCGACCCCGGCCGACCGCAAGGACCUCGAGCAGCUCGUGCAGAAGAAUUGGGACGCAAACGUUGUGGAGCCCUAUAACAAGUGGGAUACCGAGAAGCUCACCAACUACUUGAAGGUGAAGGGUGUCGAGUCUAAGGAGUCGGCCGAGGAAACCCGAGAAUCCCUCCUCGCCCGCGUCAAGAAUUCUUGGUAUGAGUCGGAGGAGAAGUCCCAGAGUGCCUACUCCAAUGUCAAGGACUGGAUUCUAGAUACUUGGACCGACAGCCAGCUCAAGGCCUUUUGCGACCGUCAUGGUAUCCCCGUUCCCCAGCCCCGCAAGCGGGACACCCUCCUCCAGAAGGUCCGCGAGAACUACGAGACCGUCGCACAGAAGGCUGGAGAGGCCACCGCCUAUCCAGGAAACUGGCUGUACGAGACUUGGACGGAAUCUGAUUUGAAGGAGUGGCUUGACACUCACGGUUUCCCAGCACCCCAACCCACUACACGUGACAAGCUCAUCGCUUCGGUCCGGCGCAACUCCCGCCUUGCCUACCUCCAGAUGCAGGAGCAGACGGAGAGCUCCAAGAAGACGGCCCAGCAAGCCUACGCUGCUCUCACUGACAAACUUAUUGAUUCGUGGAGCGAGUCUCAGUUAAAGGAGUUCUGUGACAAGAACGGCAUCAGUGUUCCCCAAGGCACUAAGCUCAACCAGCUGCGUGCUCUGGUCCGCAAGAACCGCGCCGACAUCCUUGGUGACACUGUAUCCGGCACAGCCGCUUCUGCGUUCGGUGCCGCUACUUCCAACGUCGGUUCUGCCGCCACCAAGGCAACCGACACCGCGUCCCAGGCCGCCCAGGACGCUUUUGACAAGGCCAUCAACACCUGGUCCGAUAGCCGUCUGAAGGGUUAUCUAGACUCUCGCGGAGUGCCUGUCCCUCAGGGCUCCAAGACCGACGAGCUGCGCGCCUUGGUUCGCAAGAACUCCCAUAAGGCCGCCUCAGGCUGGACCGCCUGGACCUGGGACGACCUGAGACUGGACAACAUCCGCAACUACAUCGCCUCAAGCGGCAACGCCGCGGCCAAGAAGGUCUCGGACAGGACGGGCGCGACACGCGACGAGCUGGUCGAGGCCGCGCAGUCCGCCUAUCUUUCGGCGUCCUCCGCCGGCGGCGGCUCCUACGCCUCGGCCACGAGCUUCCUUACCAAGGCGACCGACACGACCAAGGCCGGCGUGUUCGACACCUGGAGCGAGAGUGAACUGAAGGCCUACCUAGAUAGCUACGGCAUCCCGGUGCCUCAGGGGUCCGAGAUCAACGAGCUGCGCGCCCUUGCCCGCCGUCAGUAUACCUAUUUCAAGUAUGGUACCACCUCUCCGGCCGAGACCCUCUUUGCCAAGGUCCGCGAGAACGUUCAGACCGGGUGGGACUGGGUUGCCGGUCAGCUACGUCUCGGUUCUGAUGCCGCCAAGAAGAAGGCUGAGGAGGUCGAGGCCGAGGGCCAGCGCAAGGCCGAGAAGGUGCAUAAGGAGCUCUGAUUGAGCCAUCGCUUCUAGUGGGUUUGACACGGGGAUGAUCGUGGAGGAGAAACCAGGGGAGUAGAAUGGGUCCUGAUGGGACCGGUGUAGCAUGAUCAUGGAGAGAGGCGUCGCUGCAGGUGAAGGAAAAAGAUAGCUGUGGCGGUGGGUGGGAGGGUAGUGAGAAAAGAAAGAAUUAGUGGUGGUUUGAUGAUGGAUUAUGAGGGAGGAUGAGAUUGGGUUCGCAAGAAGUUCUGGUAGAAUCUGCCUGCUCUCUCUUGGUUCUGGGUUUGCCGUGCUUGGAGAGGUAGCGCUAGUUUGGCUGGAGUUAGGUUAGUUGAGGUAGGUAUUAGUCGUUAAUUUAUCCGAUCUUUUAGCUUA